This is a messenger RNA of Quercus lobata, 1720 nucleotides long. RefSeq lists its product as uncharacterized. Lineage: Eukaryota; Viridiplantae; Streptophyta; Magnoliopsida; Fagales; Fagaceae. The record is from RefSeq and is a predicted model, not a curated record. The transcript is spliced from 3 exons. The coding region runs from base 1 to 1641 and encodes 546 amino acids.
AUGGAAGGGGAACUUAAACACAUCAGCCAUGAGCAUCCUUUGGUCUCCUUCAAUGCUGAUGAUUCAAAUGUUUUAGAAGAUUCAUGUUUCGAAGUAGCCCACUCCCACGAGGUGCAACACCCCAUACUCGACAAGCACCCUCUGAUCAUUUGCAAAACACCACCGUAUGAUAAGGAGACUUGCACAUGCAAUAUUUGCGGUGAACCUUGCAUGAGUUUUAUUGUUUACCACUGUCCCCUUUGCAAAAUUUACGUUCAUUUCAAGUGUCUUUCGUUACCGCUCUCCAUUGAAAGUAAAAUUCACAACCACCCAUUAACCUUAUUCAGGAAGUUCAUCACGUUCAUUUGUGAUUUUUGUGGUAAAGAAGGUAAAACAUUGACCUACCUAUGCAAUGUUAGCUUUUGUGGAUUUUGGGCCCACCAUAAUUGUGCUUCCUUACCACGCAUGGUCAAACGUAUGCGCCAUAAGCACCCUCUCAUCCUCACUAACUCUAUUAAGGAUGAUCAUUCUGAGCACCGAGUUUGCCAACUUUGCGUGAAACAUAUAGACACAAACCAUGGGGUUUAUUAUUGCUCAAGUUGUGAUUAUGUUGCGCACCUUGAUUGCGCUACAGACAAGAAUGGCAUGGAUGAAAAUUUUAUGCGGAAAUCUAAAGGCAAGGAACCUGCUGAGUUAACAAAUAUGCUGAAAUUUGAAGAUUUGGAGCUUGAUGAAUUCGCCAAUGAAUCAUCUUAUAGUGUCCAAAAAACCAAGGUGGGUGAGGGUGAAAUUAAAAUACCCAUAGAAAUCAAACAUUUUUGUCAUGAGCAUGACUUAAAACUUAUUGAUGAGCUUGAGAACUACAAAAUAUGUGACGGGUGUGUACGACCUAUCUUCCCUCCAUUUUAUAGUUGUACUGAGUGUAACUUCUUUCUUCACAAAUGUUGUGUAGAAUUACCUCGUAAAAAGCGACACCCAUUUCACCAACACCCCUUUAAGCUUGAGAGACCUUUCCUUGCUCCUUGUCAUGCUUGUAACUAUUUAAGUAAUGGCUUUAUCUACAACUGCAAGGAAUGUGAUUUUGGCCUUGAUGUCUCAUGUAGUUUGAUCUCAGAAUUAGACACAUUAACUCACGUUGGUCAUGAGCACCCCCUAAUCUUCUCUAGCGCAACUAAUGAUAAGGAGUGUAGUGCUUGCAAUUCCAAAGGAAGAAUCUUUUGUUGUACUAAAUGUGAAUUCACUUUGGAUUUUGGAUGUGCUACAUUACCGCAUACCGUAAAGUACAAACAACAUGAGCACCUAUUUACCCUUAGUUAUAUUGUUGAAGAUGACUCAGGUGAAUAUUAUUGCGAUAUUUGUGAGGAAGAACGAGACUACCCAAAGCAUUGGUUCUAUUAUUGUGAAGAAUGUAAUUAUCCUGCUCAUCCCAAAUGUAUUUUUGAAGAAUCCUUAUAUUAUAGAUUGGGAGACUACAGAAAUAUUAAGUUCGGGAGCACUUACAUAUCCACCGUCCACCAACAUCCCCUUACUCUUGUUCAGGAGACUAAGGAUGGCUUUCAUCGUUGUGACAGGUGUGGUGAUCGUUGCCAUGAUAUAGCCUAUGCAUGUGCCACGUGUAAUAUCAGUUUUGACCUGAAUUGCAUGUGGGUAAUGUUAGAAUGACGUAACUGGCAUCCAGCUCCUAUCAAGAACGGACACAGCCUUAAGAGUUGUGUUAAUAAGACACUACCUAAGUAUAUAU